Messenger RNA from Helobdella robusta, 1863 nucleotides. RefSeq lists its product as hypothetical. The record is from RefSeq and is a predicted model, not a curated record. The transcript is spliced from 5 exons. Bases 244 to 1452 code for a protein of 402 amino acids. NCBI's taxonomy places the organism in Eukaryota, Metazoa, Annelida, Clitellata, Rhynchobdellida, Glossiphoniidae.
AAUCAAAGCAAACGCGCUUUUAUAUAAUGUUAAGUUAAGCGUUCUGCACAUUCAACGUCAAUUUCAAUUCAUUUUCAAGCGAGAUUAUUUUGUACGUAAUAAUCUUAAACAUCCAUCAUGCUGUUCGGAGAUUGAACAUAAAACACUUUACGGAACGAUAUUAAGACAACACUUCAAAUAAUUUGUUAGCUGUUUUUCAAAAAUAAGAAUUAAGUUGAUACGUUUAAUGAUUUUCUUGCUACGAUGGACAAAAUCAGUGGCGUUAUUGGAUCAGUUUCUGUUGCCAAAGGAAGAAGUGAUGAUGAUUUCUCGGACAGACUCUCUUACCGGUUCACAACGAGUUUUCUGAUUGUUUUUGCAAUUCUGGUGACGACCAAGCAAUUUGUAGGCGAUCCCAUUCAAUGUUGGGUUCCCGCUCACUUCACCAUGAACCACGAGGAGUACACGAACGAUUACUGUUGGAUCAGGAAUACUUAUUACUUGCCGUAUGAUGAGUACGUCCCUAAAGAGCACGAGAGGGAAAAGCGCCAGAUGAUUCCUUAUUACCAAUGGAUGCCAUUGAUUCUGCUCGUUCAAGCCUUAAAUUUCUAUCUACCUAUUCUUCAGUGGAGAACUUUCAAUAAAAGGUCGGGAGUUGAUGUGAACAACAUAGUGGAAGCAGGCAAGAAGUUCAUCGAUGCAGAACACGUGGACAAGAGAAACAGUACUUUGGAAUACAUGGCGCAUCAAAUGGACAGAUACUUAUCAAGUCAGAAUAUUUACAAAACAGAGUGCACUCUCAGUUUGAAACAUCUCUUCACUCGAAUAUGUUGCAAAAUUUGUGGCAGAAACUACGGAAACUACCUUGUCACCUUGUACAUCUCCACCAAGAUUUUGGUUCUUAUCAACGUCAUUGGUCAGCUCUUCUUGUUAGACACGUUCCUCGGGAUCGAUUUCCAUAUUUACGGUUUGCAAGUGUUGGCUUCGGCACUGAGAGGCGAAGAUUGGACCAUUUCGCCGAGAUUCCCGCGCACGACCAUGUGCGAUUUCAAAGUUCGCCGACUAGGAAAUGUUCAACGUUACACCGUGCAAUGCGUCCUGCCGAUUAAUCUUUUCAACGAAAAAAUUUAUCUCUUUCUCUGGUUUUGGAUGGUGUUCGUGGCCCUGAUGACUUCCAUCUCGUUGGCCACCUGGAUUUUGAGAGUGGGUUUCCGCAUCGAUAGGCAUCGCUACAUCAAAAAACAUUUGAAGCUGAUGAAUAAACUGUCGAAAGAUUGGGACAAGCGAUUUGCUAUAAAUUUUGUAGAUGAUUAUCUGAGACAAGACGGAGUUUUUGUGAUGAGACUCGUUGGCCACAACACUAAUGCAUUGACUGUUACUGAGUUUGUUUGUUGUCUCUGGGAUCACUACAAAGCAAAAUGUCUGACGCAAGAUACUUCGCCUGAAAAAAAAGUUCUUGAAGUUGAUGUUUGAUCGUGGAAAAAUUAAAUUCAUAUUUGAAUGCUUUCUUCAAAUAUCAUCGUUGACUGAGAUAUGUUCUAGCUUUAUAAGAACUUUUUAAAUUUUAUUUCAAAAUAACUUUUAAUUUUAUUUGAUUCGAAUGUUUUUGACUAAUCAAACGCAAUAUUGAAACUUGAAAUUGAAUGCCGUCUAGCGGAGCGGAGCAAUUUAAACUUUUCUGCAGCUGGUGAUAGUUGCUUACGAGAUCAUUUUUACCGUUUUUGCUUUUGUGUAGUCAAUUUUCACCUCAACUUUAAAACGCCAACCAUUUUUUUUGCAAUAAUAAUAUUAUCUCUAAAUUUAUUGAAUUGGCUAAAAAAAUAUUUUGAUGGAAAAUUUAAAUAGUUUUUGCAACUUUAAAUAAAUAUGAAUAACUUGAAAGUU